AAUUUAUAAGAUGUGCAUUUCUGCCUCACAGGGAAAAAAGCCUCAAGUGGAACAUUCCCACGCAGCAAUCCACAGAAGUUCAGUCUGUUAGUGCACAGUAUGGACAAUCUCACAUGCAGCCCUGCUACUUCAGUCCUCCUGCACCAGUCAUGGCACAGAGAAGCCUUCAGAUUUUCCUAAUUACAUCAUUAUUACAGCAUUAAAAACGAAGAUGGGGCUUUUGCACUCGAAAAAUGCGUGUAAACGCAGGGAAAGUCCAGAAGGUGGCACUCUGCUGCUGCUGCAGGGAGAGUCCUGUCCUCCCAGCGAGUCGCACACAACCCGACACAAGCAGGAUGUAUGUGGUGCAGAGCUAAGGGAUGACCACUUCUUGGAUCAUGGCUGCCCUCUGGAGGUAAUCUUGCCACCAGAGAGAGCAGCUGAAUCUCAAAGUUACAAAGUUUCAUCAGAAAAUGGAGAUCCCCUGAGGAGGAAUGCAAAAAAUGAUGUGAGUGAAUGCCCUGAAAAGAUUAUAAAAGAUUGCCGUUACGACAGUCCAAGCGAGAGCAUUCAUUUACAGGACAUGGAGUGUAAUGUGCCUGUUGUGGAUGAAAAUCACCAAGAGUGGGUGUUUACUUUGUAUGACUUUGACAACAGUGGCAGAGUAACCAAAGAGGAUAUGUCCAGCCUGAUGCAUACCAUCUAUGAGGUAGUGGAAGCAUCGGUCAAACAGUCUGCACUCUGCGACAGCAAAACUUUGCGUGUCAAACUGUCUGUAACACCCUUAAUAUCCAGUAACAACAGAAGAGAACGAGAUAUUGGUCUUCCACCGAACAAGCAGGACCACCUGGAGGAAAACCACCAGAUUCACAUCAGAGGACAGAGCACAGAUCCUGCUGUCAGCUCUGAGAAGAAACUUUACCGCAUUGAUGAGAACACGGAACGCAGAAACCACUAUUUAGACCUGGCUGGGAUUGAAAACUACACCUCCAGAUUUGAUGCAGACCACAUGUCACCCUAUGAGGAGCAGUGUCAGGACAGCCCCGCACAUGGCACCCGCUCUGCCCAUCAUCGAUGGCCUCAGCUAGAUCGUGGCAGUCUGGGGAAGUCCGGUGGCCGUCGCCUCCCUUUUCUCAGGUCUCUGCGGAGCCGCAGCAAAUCAAACAGGCUUCAUGGGCAUCACCCAGUCAGCUGGUGCUGUCCUCCUGCACCACAGCAGCAGCCUCUGCAUUACAGUCACAGUAAGCGUGUUCAUGCCAGGCCUCGUGAUGCCACAUCGGCCUCUGUGCCUCAUCCGGGGCUAGACUUGGAGCUGCAGCCUGGAACAGGAAUUUCUCCUGGUGGGUUCAUGCCCAUGGCUCAGAGACAUGAGCACCAUCACCUUCAUGAGCAUCAUCAUCAUCAUCACCAUCACCACCAUUACUAUUCCUCCUGACUGCAGCCUCUCAGAAAGAGAGACAGACUGAGAAUGAGCUUUUUAGGUGGUGACCCUGAAAAUUGCACACACAAUCUUUCUUCGUAAAUCACAUCCAGGAUCAGAUGUGGAAAGGGACAGCAUUUCUCUGUAUUUGAGAGAAAAACAAAAAUUUGUUAACUGUCUAAGAAAGCUAAAAAAAACUAUGCAUCAUUUGUUUUUUUCCAUUAUCUACUACCAAUAAAUAACUGUUUUACUACCUUUCUUUAUAAGUUCAAUAAAAUAAGUUCCAAUUGAUUCUGAAAAAAAAAAAAAAAACCUUACAGUGAUGUAUCGUGCUUGUAAAUAGAAUUGUGCAGAGUUCUGUCCUGGCAUAGAAUGUAAUAGAUUAAUGUAUAUUUCCUCCUGAAAAGUAGCUGAUAUGGCUGUUGUUUCAGAAGUCAACUCACUUUUCUAAGCCCAGAAGACUGAUAGGAAAUCUCUAGAUUCUUCUGUAGAAAUAACCACUUUUUUCAUAAACCCUAUAUUUCUAAUGUAUGUUGAAAUUGUGGCAUAUUUGUGCAUUGAAAAUAUAUAACAAUAAUCAAUGAUUCUAUAAUCUUGAAUCCAUUGUUUAACAUUUAUAUAAAUUACAGCCUAAAGAUUUUACAGGAAAUAAUGCUGUAAAUUUGAAGACUGAGGUGUUUUAAAAAUAUAUUUAUAUUUUUAAGAAUUAGACCAUCCAGGCCAGGAUGUGAGUGUAUAUUUUAUUACAGAAUCUGAUACAAUAUUGUAGAGGUCAUUUUUAUACACAAGGUCUGAUAAGGAAACUAUUACAUAAUUUAUAGUAUGAAGAUGGUAUGAUAGUUGUAUAACCCUUUUUAAAUUAGGAGAGAUGUGAAAAUAAUAUAAACACAAUCACAAG
Messenger RNA from Pangasianodon hypophthalmus (striped catfish), 2297 nucleotides. RefSeq names its product protein naked cuticle homolog 2-like. Gene Ontology annotation, biological process: negative regulation of Wnt signaling pathway. Lineage: Eukaryota; Metazoa; Chordata; Actinopteri; Siluriformes; Pangasiidae. Gene Ontology annotation, molecular function: calcium ion binding. Bases 212 to 1414 code for a protein of 400 amino acids. The record is from RefSeq and is a predicted model, not a curated record. The transcript has 9 exons. Gene Ontology annotation, cellular component: cytoplasm.